AUGCUUUCUCUGAAGAAAUACUUCACUGAAGGCCUCAUCCAGUUCACCAUCCUGCUCAGCCUCAUCGGGGUCCGUGUGGACGUGGACACCUACCUGAAUUCCCAGCUCCCUCCUCUGCGGGAGAUCAUCCUGGGCCAGAGCUCUGCCUACACCCAGACCCAGUUCCACAACCUGAGGAACACCUUGGAUGGCUAUGGCAUCCACCCAAAGAGCGUGGACCUGGACUAUUACUUCACCGCCCGCCGGCUGCUCAACCAGGUGAGGGCCCUGGACAGGUUCCAGGUGCCCAGCACCGAGGUCAGUGCCUGGCUGGUGCACAGGGAUCCCGAGGGAUCCGUGUCUGGGGGCCAGCCCAGCGCCGGCUCCGGCCUGCAGGAUGGCAGCGGCGCCGAGAACGGGGUGAGGGAGAGCGGAGCCGAGCAGGGAUUCGGGGAGGAACUGGAGGAUUUGGGAGCCGUGGCCGCGCCGGCGAACGGAGACCUCACCAAGGAGGACAUCGAUUUGAUUGACAUCCUGUGGAGACAGGAUAUUGAUCUCGGCGCUGGGCGAGAGAUUUUUGACUACAGCCACCGGCAGAAAGAGAGCGAAGUGGACAAAGAGCUGAGCGAUGGGAGGGAGCGCGGGGACAGCUGGAGGAGUGCAGGGAAUGAGGUCUUGGAUAGAAACCUGCUAGUUGAUGGAGAGACCGGGGAGAGUUUCCCUGCGCAGGUGCCCGGUGCGGAGGAUCAGACAGCCCUGUCCCUGGAGGAGUGCCUUAGGCUGCUGGAGGCCACCUUCCCUUUCGGGGAGAACUCGGAGUUCCCAGCUGCGGAUGUCUCCGCCCUGAGCGAAGCCGUCCCCGGGCAGAGCCGGGCCCCGGGCGGCCCCCCCACCCUGCUGUCCCCCCUCCUGGCCGAGAACGAGUCGCCCUUCGACCUGGAGCAGCAGUGGCAGGACCUCAUGUCCAUCAUGGAGAUGCAGGCCAUGGAAGUGAACUCCACGACGGGCGAGAGCCUGUUCGGCGGCACCGGCGGGGACCUCCUGGCGUCCAACUACAGCCUGGCCCCCGGCACCCCCAUCAACCAGAACGUGAGCCUGCAUCAGGCCUCGCUGGGCAGCUGCUCCCAGGACUUCUCCCUCUUCAGCUCCGAGAUCGAGAGCCCCUCCAUGGCGGGCGGCUCGGCCCUGCUGCAGCUGACGCCGGACAACUCCACCGGCCUCAACAGCACCUUCGGCUCCACCAACCUGAGCGGGAUCUUCUUCCCGCCCCAGAUGAACAGCACGGGCAACGAGACGGCCGGGCCCGAGCUGCCCGACCCGCUGGGAGGGCUCCUGGACGAGGCCAUGCUGGAUGAGAUCAGCCUCAUGGACCUGGCCAUCGAGGAGGGCUUCAACCCCGUGCAGGCCUCGCAGCUGGAAGAGGAGUUCGACUCCGACUCAGGUCUUUCCCUGGAUUCUGGCCACAGCCCCGCUUCUCUGAGCAGCUCGGAAGCCUCGUCCUCCUCGUCCUCUUCCUCCUCGUCCUCGUCCUCCUCCUCGUUUUCCGAGGAAGGGGCCGUGGGCUACAGCUCCGACUCGGAGAACGUGGACUUCGAGGAAGCGGAAGGGGCGGUGGGAUACCAGCCGGAGUACAGCAAGUUCUGCCGCAUGAGCUACCAGGACCCGGCCCAGCUCCAUUACCUGCCUUACCUGGAGCACGUUGGCCACAACCACACCUACAACAUGGCCCCGGGGGCCCUGGAUCCCGAGGAGCCCAAACUGCCCGGCGGCGGCAAGAAGAGCGGCGGCCCCAAGGAGAAACCGUCCGAGUUCCUGGACAAGCAGAUGAGCAGGGACGAGCACCGAGCCAGGGCCAUGAAGAUCCCCUUCACCAACGACAAGAUCAUCAACCUGCCCGUGGAGGAGUUCAACGAGCUCCUGUCCAAGUACCAGCUCAGCGAGGCCCAGCUCAGCCUCAUCCGCGACAUCCGCCGGCGCGGCAAGAACAAGAUGGCGGCGCAGAACUGCCGCAAGAGGAAGCUGGACACCAUCCUCAACCUGGAACGGGACGUGGAGGACCUGCAGCGCGACAAGUCCAAACUGCUCAGGGAGAAGGUGGAGUUCCUCAAGUCCAUCCGGCAGAUGAAGCAGAAGGUGCAGAGCCUGUACCAGGAGGUGUUCGGGCGGCUGCGGGACGAGCAGGGGCGGCCCUACUCGCCCAGCCAGUACGCGCUGCAGUACGGCAGCGACGGCUCCGUCCUGCUCAUCCCCCGCGGCCCCGCCGAGCCCCAGCCCCGGCGCCAGGACCGCAAGCAGAAGGACCGCAGGAAGUGAGGGAGGGGCCAGGGGAGAGAAGCAGGAGCGGGGACGCUUCGCCACGAGGGGAGAGAGAGGGAGAGAGAGAACUGGAGAAGGGCUGAGCCUGGAAGUAACUUUUAGAGGAACUUUCAUGCCUUCUUAUCCGAUAUAUCUUCUCAACCACGCA
Molecule: messenger RNA, 2443 nt
Organism: Manacus vitellinus (golden-collared manakin)
Lineage: Eukaryota; Metazoa; Chordata; Aves; Passeriformes; Pipridae
Gene: NFE2L1
Product: nuclear factor, erythroid 2 like 1
Exons: 5
Coding region: 1-2292 (763 amino acids)
Biological process (GO): regulation of transcription by RNA polymerase II
Cellular component (GO): nucleus
Molecular function (GO): DNA-binding transcription factor activity, RNA polymerase II-specific; RNA polymerase II cis-regulatory region sequence-specific DNA binding
Source: RefSeq, a predicted model, not a curated record